Molecule: messenger RNA, 489 nt
Organism: Hirsutella rhossiliensis
Lineage: Eukaryota; Fungi; Ascomycota; Sordariomycetes; Hypocreales; Ophiocordycipitaceae
Exons: 1
Coding region: 1-489 (162 amino acids)
Molecular function (GO): nucleic acid binding
Source: RefSeq, a predicted model, not a curated record
AUGGCUCAAGAGCAUGGAGAGUCAGCAGGUCAAAGAUUGGAAGUCAUCAGAGAAUACGCGGUGGCCCCGUGGGAAGACCGCAUUCGUGUUCUCUGUGACCUCGAUGAUGACCAGGCAGCUGAGUUGGUUGCGAAAGCGCAAGGCAUUGUCGUCGCGACGAGCUCAUCCGAAAGGCGAGGCGUAGUCGGCAUGGGAGGCUGUGUUCGAGAUACGAGAGUCAACAACGAGCAAGAAGCACUGGCGAGCUAUUCCAUCACUCUGGGGCCGCGAGAAGAUCAAAACCCAUAUGUCGCGGAGCUGGAGGCGAUUGCCACGGCUCUGCGAUGUAUGCCAGCGCGACUCGAGCAAAGAGAGCUAGUCUUUGUCACAAGCAACAGAUCGGCCAUGCAGGCGAUUGGCCAACCGCGCCAGCAGUCGGGCCAAUACAUCAUCAAGAAAUUUACAAGCAUGUCAGGCUCUUCCGGCAACGGGGUGUUUCGAUUCGUAUGA